CGAAUAUAAUUUGAACAAUAAAGUUGGUUUUGAUCUUAAAGCGAUCAUGUACGCAGAUCGUUCCCCUUAUACAUGCAACAUAUCGUUGCCAUGAAAGGGCUUACAAUGGAUUUUCUAAAGGCUUAAGUACGGAUUAAGAGAACGCUGGUAUUAAAAUUUGCGAGUCUACCUUGCAAUAGAGAUACUUGUUCUGUGUAUUGAUAUAUUUGGUGAUAAAAUUUGUCUUUCUAAACAAGCCAAGUGAAUAAAUUCGAUAUACCCGGGUGUCAAGAAGUUUAAUUGAAAAACCUAGUGAAAAAUUUACUUAGCUCUUCAAUGAUAAAUAAGAUAGAUUGGUUUCUCUUUUAACCUGAUACAACUAUUCGAUAUUCCUGUAUCUGUGUGUGUUUAAAGGUCUCGUCUGAGAGGAAUAAAAUAUUGUGUUUCAUAUAGAAAAAAAUCAAGGAUUAUCGCAUUCUUUAAGCCAUAUUCCCGGUGAAAACAGGCAGCAAUCAACGGAUUCGAUCCGGAUGGCUAUGGGAUAGGAUCAUAAGAUGAUGUUUUUUCUCUCAUGACGGAUUUUUUCUACUUUGUAUUAAAGUGGAAUAACAGGAAGUGAAACAUCAGUAUGUCCGGGGAGACUGAGGGGUCCGAGAGACCCUAUACAGUGGGUUCUUUUCAGACCAAGCUGGAUCAGUUCCACGAACUAAUGAAAGAGAUUACUCUACAAGAUGUAGAGGCUACACCGGAGGAGAAACGUCAGAUGAUUACAGAAAACUUACGCUACGACCAGUUUUGUGAUGCUAUACGCCAACUAUUUGGUUCGGAUAUCAAGAAUCAGGACCUAAAGGCACUGUAUAGAAAAAUCUCCACCAAUCCGGAUGCCAAAGUCGACUGGAGUGAGUUAUUCGGGUAUAUCCAGACAAGCGCGGAGGAGGCGGAGGAGAUAAUGGUGGGGGAGGAAGUGAGCAUCUUCACAGUGUCCAAGAGGAGACGCGUUGGAGAGGCAGCUGGUGAUAAAAAAAGAAGAGAUACAGUGCAAUGUCUGAGAUACGUUCCUACUUUGGACUGCUAUAUAUCGUGUUCCCAAAAAGGCGCUCUUGCCCUUUGGUCAAACAAGUUGAGGUUGCAGGCUUGCAUAGAUAUUAAUAUCGGUCCUAGACUGUUCAGGGAAGCUGCAUGGGUGACCGGGUGCGACUACUUGCCAAGUAUCAGACGAGCGUCAUGCUGCACGGAGAGGAGUAUCAUCAUCUGGGACAACAGGUCAAAGGGCAAAAAUCAGCAUGUAUUUGCUAUCAAACCAUUUGACCAUUCCCCUCAGUGUAUGGUCAGUGUGCCAAAACCCGGUGCAAUUCAUGAGGAUCGUAUACUGUUUGGAGAUGAUCAGGGAUAUUUGAAUAUACUCACAGUUGCUGCUAAAGAUCUCACAAUGAAAAACUCAAAAGGUGGCGAGAAAAAACCUGCCAAAGAUCAGAAUAUUCUACAUGUUAUAGAACCCAACAGACUGACAGUGCCUAUGGUUAGGAGAAAGGUUCAUGAUGACUGGGUCACUAGGGUGAAAUAUUUUCCAGAGUUACAUUGUUUUGCAUCAUGUUCUCCAAGCAGUAAACAGUCUUUUGUUCUGGAGGAACUUGACAGGAUUUAUGAUAACCUUGAAGGUAGUCAUGUCCCACACAGGGAGAUGCGUGGUGUAGCUAUACAUAAAGGUGUAAAUGCAUUCGACUACUGUGCCAAAGCUAACAUCAUAGCCACAGGAGGAGUAGACAAAGUGAUACGUGUGUGGCAUCCUCAUAUAUUCUCAAGACCUACAGGGAAGUUGUUGGGCCAUUUGUUCACCAUAGUUGAUAUUUGCUGCAAUGAACGAGAUCAACACAUCAUCAGUUUGUCCACAGCACGAGUUUUCCGUGUCUGGGAUAUCCACACUCUCACUAGCCUUCAGGUAUUCACAGACAAUGAAGAGAGACCUGGGGAAAAGAGAAUCUACUCUAUGUUGUUUGAUAACAAACAUGAGAGGCUUCUCACAGGGUCCAGUGUAAUUGAUUCCUGGCCACUCACCAGGGCUGUACAGGACACCAUGCAGGUCCCUCAUACACAUGACCGGCCCCUCAGCCAGCUUGUGUAUAACAAAGAUCUGGGUCAAGUGGUUACAGUAUGUACAGAAUCAGUGCUCAAGGUUUGGGAAAUGGAGAGUGGUAAACUGGUGUACACAAUUACAGAUGCUCACAAAAACAGUAUAGAAAUUACUGCACUAACUCUAGAUUCCUCAGGCUACAGACUUGCCAGUGGUGCUUUUGAUGGUUCAAUAAAGAUCUGGGAUUUUGGUUCAGGCCAGUGUAUAAAAGAGAGGCAAGGAAGGGCCUCAGAGGAAGACCUCAGUAUAACAGGGCUCAUGUAUUCUAAACUGGAGGAUGACAGGGUGCUUAUAGCCUCUGGAUGGAAUAAUAAACUGAAAAUACUCCUGGAUACCAAUGAAAACUACGACUUGCCAGUAAUUAGAGAAUUUAACGAUAUUUAUUACUACACUCAAGAUGUUACCAUGACUGCACCCUCACAGUCAUAUGACCCCUUUAAACAAGACCCCUUGCCAGAUAUAGGUCACGAGAGCACGUCCUCACGGCACAGCUCAAUAAAAGGGAACGAAGAGGAAAAUGGUAGUAAUACUAGUCGACCACAAACAAUACGUGGUCUGUCAAAUCAUCAGAUGUCAAACUUGUUCAAAAAGGAGUAUAUGUUAAUGUCCAAUGAGAUUUCAUGCAUGCAGACAUUUGGACCUAACAUACUGCUUACUGGCUGUACUAAUGGCAAUAUAAUACAGUGGGAUAUAGAAAAAUCAAGUGUUGAUAAAAUAUUCAAUCUUCCAGAAGGGGAUCAGCCUGUAAAUAAUUCUCGUCAACAGAGUAGAGGUACAACUAAAUCCCAUGAGAAAAGGAUACAUGGUAUCAAAAUAUUGGUGCAUAAAACCAGAAGAUUGGAUCCAGCAUUUAUCAAGAAAGAGGCCUCUUUUCAUGAGAGUGUUAAGGCAGAAGAUGAACCAGAUAAAGGUGCAACUACAGAAAGAAGUCAGGCUGGUACCCCAGACUCUAAAGAAGAGGGAAGAGAAAAACAUGAAAAAGAUGGUGCAGAAAAAGAGGAAAAAGGGGAUGGAGAGAAAGAUAAAGAUGAAGAAAAUGAAGAAAAGUCAGACUCUGAUGAAGAGGAGAAAAAGGAUGAUGAGAAAAGUGUACAUGAUGAAGAUGAGGAUCCUGAAGUGGUCAGGGAACGAGAAAAUGCUGCCAAAUAUAUAGUAGAUACUUAUGAUCCUGUCAUUGUUACUGUACACCAGGAUGCUUACAUUCGAUUCUGGAAUACUGAGGGUCAUGUGUUACGUGAGAUCACUGCAGUUACACGGAGACAGGGAACAGCAGUGACUGCCAUAUGCCAUGAUGCAGACUGUAAUAUCAUGGUGACGGGUGAUCAUAAGGGCUAUUUGACAUUAUGGGAUAUUGGGAAGUUUUUAAGAAACCCUGAGUCAGAGGAACAAGAGCUUGUUAAACAGGUUAUAUGUUGGAGAGCCCAUCUUACAAAAGUUGUCUCUCUUCAUUUUAUUGAUUCUGUGAAGGCAAUUCUCUCUGCUUCAACUGACGGCUCAGCUAGAGUUUGGUGGGGCAGGAAAGGACGUUUUGUUGGAUUCUUUGGCCAGCAUAGAAUUUUUAACUUUCCAACAUCCGAGGAGAAGGCAGGUACCCCAACUCUACCAUAUGAUAUCACAGAGGGUCCUCUAGCCCCAGUGAAAACCAAGAGUGCCAUACAGAAGAUAAGACCAGUACAGAAAUACGAGUACCCUCUCAUCUUUGAUGAAGACAGGUGGCAACCGUUUAAGAGAUCUGCCUAUCUUAAACAAGGUCAAGAAAGGAAGAAACAAUUAGACCCACAAGAUAAAAAAUUCUUUGAAGCCUUAAUCAAACCUAAGGCAUACAAUUAUCAUUUAGAAGGUGUGGCUCCAGGAAAGAAGAGAGAUGGUGCUGUAUUUAGAGCUCUUCCAGUAUAUAGGGUUCGAACCCCAGAUGUCCCAAAGACACCUCCAUUGGGGUCCUUCAGGAGUCAUCAUGUAGAUGUAGCAGACGGACCACAACAGAAGCGGUCUACAGCUCUACCACCUAACUUCCGAGAUCGUCGUGGAGUGUUGACUAACCCUAACCCUCGCUUCUCUACCCCUGCAUCCCAGCGUCACUCUAGAAUGCAAAACCUUUAUCUUCAAAUGCAGGAAAAACAAAAGAUAAAAGGCAGUAAAGACGGAAGUUCAACAUCCUUCGCAGUGAAUUCACGCAGGAAGUCAGUGUUUGGUAAGGCAAGCUCAAUGGGAAGGUCAUCAGUUGUGAGUCUGAGCACCGGCACACCUAUGUUACCAACCAUCACAACAACACCAUCGUCACCUAGGAGGUUACCAUAGAAACCACUCUCAGUGUAAUAUCAACAUCCCAUAGGAGGUAUCCAUGGAAACCACUUUCACUAUAAUAUCAACAUCGCCUAGGAGGUUUCCAUGGAAAUGUUCAGCAAUAUGUCUGUUAGAGGAGACAUUCUUAAAACACUGAAAAGCCUUACAAGGAAUUCUGCCUUCUUUGAACAGCAUUUCCUGUUAGAAAAAACAAAACAACUUUUUAUAGAGCUAGAUGAAGGUUAAUUUUCACAAUAUACUUUUUUAAAAAAUGUUGUCUGUAGUGCACCUGUUAACAUUUCAUUUGUUUGUAUUUUGUGUAUGUUACUAUGAAAAUUGUAUUUCUAUAUAAUAAUAGUUUGUGCAAGAUAACUCUUCAAGAAUUAUUGCAAUGAAUCCUUAUUACCACCCUUAGAACUGGUAAGAGGAUCACUACUGAUGAAAUGGGGUUCCUGGGCCCUUAUUCAGUGACACUUAAUGUCUGAAACUUAGACUCAAGAACUGCAUAAUUAUAUUCAAUUUGUUGCCAUUAUUGUGUUUUUAGCAAAUUAAUACUGAUGAUAUUUUUGCUUUAAGCUUUUUGAAUCUACAGUCCAAACACUUGGGCAAAGGUUCAUUUCACUCAGUUCUAAUUUCACAUUCUAAUAUGACUAGGCAAUGCUUAAAUCAUCACAACGAUUUAAUUUUUAUUACGCCCUCGUGAAAUUAUUACGUUUGACGUAUAAGCGCCCAUUGUGUGUUAAAACAUGGUUUUGUUAUAAAUUAUUUCUUAAAUGACAGAGUUUUAGUAUUUAAGUCUAUAUUUGUGAUUUGAAAUGUUGGCAAAUAGAGGUCCUACCAGUAUUUCUAAAUUUUGGCAACUGAUUAAGAUAAGUGUAACUUUAUAAACACCAUAAUAUUUUAUUUUUCCACUAUUUUAUUCCUGUCUUGUAUAUUUAUUAUACUUUUAGCAUUGCUGUUUAUGGCUCAUAAAAUGCCAUUUUUUUCAAAAUUCUUGUAAGUUACAAUUUUAACAAAACACUUAUAAGUUACUGUUUCACACAGUGCUGAUUAUUUACCAUUUAACACAAAAAAAUGUGUUUUAAGGCUGCAAGUGUUUUUGUUGUUUUAAUUUCAAUGUCUGUGAUAUUUGUGAACUGUGAUAAGCUACUUUAUACACUUCAGUCAAAGCAAAUUUAAUUUGGUCACCAUAUCACCAGUAAGUGUUUGAGUAAUAGCAGAAUAACCUAGGGCAUACGCUUCGAUUGGACGACAGCAUAAGAUAAGAUAAAUGCUGUGCCAGUCCCCGUAUCUGUUGUUCCAGAUAGAAUUGUAUAGGGAAAACAAUUUUGUCAUGAACAUAUUAGCUAAAAAUGUUACUUUUACGGCAUUUGGAACAAGAUUAUGUGUGUCAGAAAUAGGCAUAGAAUGUAAAUUGACUUUACAUUAGUAUGCAUCGUGCAGGACACCCUACAGGUUUGCAGCUCCUAGGUGCAAAACAUUAUGUUCACAAGAAAACCCUGCAUUAAGACCACCCUGCUAUUAACAAGGACAAAAUUUUGCCUUCUACAUUUCAGUGAUCGCAAGCCCACCUAAAAUGGCUACCAACACUAUUCAUAAAUGAGACUACCUUUGAGGUCCCAGAUGACCACAGAAAUCCAUUCCAAAUGACCAUUCCUGAUGAGAUUUAUGAAAAUUGAUUUUAAUCAUGCUUCAGUAUUGUCCUACUUUUUUAAAAGAAAUGUUAAUUUAAAGUGUUGGGAUUUAAAAACACCCACAAAUUCUUUAACGCUCACUUGAACCUGUGGGAUGUUGUUAUUGCCCCGUUUCUUUUUGUCUGUCAGCAGUAUUACUACUAACAUAUUGGAGACUUCAUUAAAUAAUCUUCAAGGAACUAACACAGAAUGUGUAUAACCAGAAGAACUCUGGGAAGUCUGAUGAAGGGCAAAAUUGCUUCAAUAGCACAGGAGUCAUGACCCUUGAAUUUGUCAGAAUUACCAUAUUUAACAUUAGACUUCUAGUUCAUUACACUAGCUUAUUUCAUGAGUACCUAUAAAUAGUAACAAUUUUGUGUUGAAAAUGCUCCUGUUAUGGUAUAUUGCCUCAUGCAUUAUCCCCCCGAUUAUCGAUAAUGGCCCUGACGUUAGCACGGGAAAUUAACGUCCGUAAACAAAAAUGACGUCAUGGUGUUUCAUGGAGGUAAAACAGCGAAUAUUUCAGUUUUAGUUUAUCAUCUUGAGCGUAACGGUUACAUCGUGUAUUCUUCGUGAAAUAACUUAUUUCCAUCUCUAAAUUAUGCAAUAAGCAAGAAAAUAUAACUAUCAAGGCAUUUGAUUUUAUACGGUUUAUAACCUCUUAUACAAAUAAUAUAGAAACUGAAAAGCUGAAUUAUUAUGCCAGUAGAGAGAUGCUAGUACCUAUAAAAAUGACACUUUUCUUACUAUAAUUAUUAUAGGUAAGCAUGUAAUAAACAGGUAAAUACAUGGGAGAGCGGUGCCUUUGAGUGAUAAUGACCCUGGAAGAAGAUAAUAGCCCUCGGGCUAUUAUCACCUUGCCAGGGCCAUUAUCACCCAAAGGCACCACUCUCCCAUUUAUUAACCUAUACAUAAAGGUAUAAUGGGCAAGAUUGCUAAGAUAGGAAAAGAGUUACGGUUCUUUAAUUAAAAAAAGCAAUCUUUCUCAUUAAAGUAAAUAUAUUAAAACAUUAAGAAACUACCUUGUACCAGUAUUCAUGUGAGCAAAUUUAAAAGACUGUCAUGGACUUUGUUGAUUGUAUUCUUUACAUGAAAAAAAUGGAAAUAAUUUGAACUGUGGGGGGUGCUUGAAAAGAUAGUACUGAUGCUGUAAUAUGAUUAAACUGCAAAAUAAAUUAAUUGCAUUAAUACAUGGGGUUAAUGGGGUUAGUUCAUUAUACAUAUGUAAAUGUUUACAUUGUGCGAUAUAUUUAUGUAUUGCUGUAUGUUAUAACAGAACGGAAAUAUUUUUGUUUAACUAAAACGUCUCUAAAAGUAUGUCUGGUGCUUUCAAAUAAAAAUUUGACUACGAUAAAAGUUUCAAAAUUUGAAUGCAUUUUGACCAGUUGUAUUUUUGCAGGUUUUUGCCUUGUUUCAAUUUGCUAAAACUUCAGUUACAGAAAAUUGCAUUAGAAUAAGUUCAACACGAAUGUGCCAAGUUUCAGCAGAAUUUGAGCAUAUUUAGUCACAACAGUUGCAACUGUAGCAAAUUAGAAGGGAAUUUCAAGGUACAAUGUUAUAAAUGAAUGGGCACUGUGGUGUGAAAUGAUAAGAUUUGAUCCUGAAUGUUUCUUAUUUCACCUGCAGAUAUCCCCAAAAUUAGAUUGCCAAAUGAAUGUUUAAGUGCUACUUUUCUUAUAGUUUGUAAAAUAAAUAAAUACAUGUACAUAAAUUUAAUAUAUUGAUGCAUUUAUUUCUUUAUACUGUGAUUAAUUUAUUGAGGUAUUUAUAUACAUGUCUUUGCCAAUAAUUAUUGACUGUGAUUCAAUUUAGACAUUUUUAUUUAUUUAAAAUAUUUUAAAAAGUUGUAUAUACCUGUGUUUUGUUUGUGAUACUGACUGAAUACAAUUUUGUGAUAUAUUUUGUAUAUUGUUACCAUAGCAUUGUGUUAAAAUUGAAUAAACAAUGAGAAGGAAAACAUAAA
Mercenaria mercenaria is the source of this 8029-nucleotide messenger RNA. RefSeq names its product WD repeat-containing protein 64-like. Gene Ontology annotation, molecular function: protein binding. The coding region runs from base 608 to 4408 and encodes 1266 amino acids. Lineage: Eukaryota; Metazoa; Mollusca; Bivalvia; Venerida; Veneridae. The record is from RefSeq and is a predicted model, not a curated record. The transcript is spliced from 31 exons.